UAUUAAAGCAUUUGACAACAUAACUUCAGAUGCAUUGAUUUUCAUUGUUCAACACAAAGCAUUGUCUGGCGUGUUGCCACGGUGAAAACCCGCUGGAACGGGGAACUUUGUUAUUAUAAUUAGAUGUAGUAUUCAAGCCCCGCCCACUGAAUGUUUAGCUGUUGAUGCCGAAAACAGUUUUUUCCUUCUGACGUCACGUCCGCCGUGUAUGAACUGUCAAUAACACCGCCAUGGAGGACAGACGAAGUGCUGGUUGAGAAUAAGUUUACACAUAUCGAAGACUAGAUCAACACUAGUUGACAUUCUUACAAAAUGACUAGAAAGAGAGAAUAUAGUCCAGUUGGACGGCAAAAGAAAUCCAAAUCACAAGCUUCAGUUGCAAAUACCAAACAUAGAAGAAGAAACAGAAUGGAGUUAGCUGCAAGCAGUGUGAAUGAAAGUGGCAGUAAGAAAUUAAAAACAAAGACAUCCACACAAGGAAUUCUUAUUGCUGAUGCAGCCAGAUCUCAAGAACAUGAACAGAGCUCUAAACGAAUAAUGACCACAAGAGGGAAAAAAACACUGGGUAAAAUAGCUAUGUCUACAGUAGUUGUGAAGGACAAAAACAUUAUCAAAGAUUCUGAGGAACUUGUUUCCACGGUUCCUGAAGUGAAAAUAGGAGAUAACAUGCAUGUGAAUAAACUUCACAGUAAAAGGAAAGCUAACAGUAGAUCUACAUCACUUGAAGCAGCGGUGAUUGAAGCAAAAGAGGGGCUCAGCAACAAACCAUUGAAAGCACCUUUACGUACCUUGAGUCAAUCACACAAGAUUCGUAAGCAAUCAGCAAAUAGAAAGGCUGCACACAGGAUAGUGAAGAAAAAGCUUCUUGGAAGAAAGGAGUUAAAGUUCAUCAGAAAUCUUAAAUCAUACCGCGAGCAGCCUUCCAUGGUGACCAGAUUAAACCAGGUGAAUGUACCAAAACCAAAACCAAGAAAGAGAACACUGAGUGGGGAAUAUGAGUUGUUAGAUGAAAAUCUUUUGAGAAAACAGUUAAAACAUGAUGAGAGUCUCUUAACUUCUAGAAGUGCAUCACCCAGUUCUCGGUCUGUUGUCAGCCUGAAAAAGCAAAAACAUAAAAGAAUUUUAGCUAACAUACCAAAACAUACUGAAGAAAUUACUGAAUUGAAGAAUAUAGCUGUUACUAGUAUGAACAGACAACGGCCCACAACUACUAAAGGAGGUGCAGUAACAAAUGAGCAUGCAUCUGGGCACACAUCAAGAAUUAAAACUAAACCAAAUCUUCUUAAGAAGUUACAUAGAAGCGAUUGUCCAAGACAUCAAGAAAAUUCCAAAAGUUCAGCACCUUCUCGACCUAGAAAAAUCAAACCUAUAAUGAGAAAAUUGCAAAAAAUUAAAAUGCAGUCAAAUAAGCAUGUUCUUGUAAGAAAGCAAAAAACUAAGAAUACAUUGAAUAAUGAGGAACCACCAGUUCUUUUUGCUGAACCCCAAAGUUCUGAUAGCGUGGAUACUUUGUCUGUCCGUGAAAGUGAUGACUCAGUGGUAACAAUCGUAGAUAACACCACAGUAAUUUCUUCUCCACCUCCAAUCCUAGAAAAGGCCAUAGACAUGUUGACACCUCCCUUGAAUGUUUCAACACCUUCCAUGGAUAUUUCCGUACCAAUAAGGAAGCGUGGACGACCCAAACUUAAAGUUCAGACCAGCGUGAUGGAGAUUGAGAAAACUAACGAAUCACAAACUGGGUAUCUUGAAGUACCAAAAAGAGACCAAGCCUCAGUGGCUUCCUCUUUAUUGCCAGUUCAAGGAAAGGCAGUUACUCUUCCAUCAGAUGUUUUAUUACCAAUUAAGAAGAAACGUGGACGGCCGAAAGUUAAAGUUGCCACUGCAAUGGAGUCUGAGAAAACAUCACUGACUGAUGAUUCAAAAACCAAUGUUUUAGAACCAUCUUUGCAGUUGAAAUCAGGUGGCUUCAGUAUUACUACAAAUAAUUUAUCGGAACCCAUUACUGGAAUGCCAAGAAAGAGAGGCCGUCCAAAACUAGAUGUUGGUCUUAAACAUUUGAAGCAUGGCAAUAAGUUUAAAAUUAAAAGACGAGGAGGUACAUAUGAUUUUCCAGGCAAGAAAAAACAGAAGCAGCCAGUUGGAAAAAAAUCUGCCUUGUUUAUGGCAGUUAACAAUGUGAGGGCUGGAAAAAGGAAACCAAAAUGCAAACGGGUGAAAGAUGUUUUGAAUUCUGUUAGUAGUGAUUCUGAUUUUGAUUGUCAAACAAUCUCACAACAGAUGACCAAUAACACAUUGAUAGAAUCCAUUGAAGAUUUGUCACCCAUACAAAAUUUAGGCAAGCCUGUCAUAUCAGGGAGAAGUGAUCAUUCAUUAGAAGAUUCUGCCCAUAAUUCAACAGUAAAUAACCCAGUUCUUGGUGAAGAAAUAAAACCUAGUUCGAUGAAGGAUUCUGACAGUGAAAGUGACCUUGAUGACCUUCCACUUAUUUCCUUCAUCAAGAAGAAACGUUCCAAAUCAUUUGCAGCUGCUCAAUCAGUGGAAUGCAGCAUAACUUCCACUGAUGUGUCCACUGUUUCAACGCUAUCUCAUGUUGAUCCUAUUCCCAUUUGUGAAGACCAUGUUUUGCCUAAACCAGCUUUAAAUCCUGAAACCAAAAGUUGUAAUUCUGAAACAAUCUCUUUAGUUACAUGUUUAGUGUCAAGUUCAGGAGAUGCAGCCUUCCCUUUACCAGAUAAAAGCCCAUCAGCUGAUGUUACCAGUGAUUCAAAAGAUGUUACUGAACUCUCGGGUAAUUCAGACUCGAGUCAGGUUGUUUUGGAUGUCAACAUGGAACUUGCUGAAAGUACAGUCAGUUCUGAUUCAAAACUUUUAGAAUCUUUACCAUUAACAAGCAGUGUUUCUUUGUUCAAAGAGAUCAAACAAGCUAUUUCUGAUGAAACUCUUUCACAACAACCUGGUGUAAACAAGAUCCAGCUUGCUUCAGUUGAUGAUUCUGAAGCAAAGUUACUGAGUAACUUUAAGGCAUUGAGUACCACUGAUUCAUCUGAUGGUAUAAAUAAAUUGGAGGAUGCAAAUAACAAUCCAGGUGAUGUGCAUACAGACUCACCUCUUGUAGUGUGUAAUUCUGAUGGCAAGGUAGAUGUCCCAGUAGAUGAUGUUCAGUGUCCUUUUGCUGUUGAUGGAAAACCAGAUACAAAUGAAUCUGAAAAUGGCAAAAAUAAACAAACAUCACUCCCCCAAGAAGCAAAUGCAGAUUUUGCAACCAUUAAAGCAUCAGAUGGGUCUGUCGGUACCAAUAAUGAUGCCAGUGGUACGUUAAACCACAAAAAUGAUGAUGAUGAUGUGUUCGAGUCGGAAACAGUAAUCUUAAAACCACAAUCACAAGACUAUUCUGAAAAGAUUAAUACAACAUUCCAAACAGCUGAACAAACUACUGGGUUCGUUUCAAACAAUGUUUGCAAUGAAACGUCUGAGUCUGUUUCAACAGAUGCUUGCAUUGAGAAAUCUGCCGAAGACUCAAAAUCAAGUCACAAAGAGGAAGAAAACACAAGUGAAACUCCUAUAUUUUCAUGUGACAAUUCUUUUGUUGUGUCCGAGACAGUUAGUACAAUUGACCACAAUGAUACUAUUUCUGUUGAUAUGGAUGCAGAGAGCACCAGGGAUGUAGAAAAAGCUAGGAUAUCUACUGAAGCCACAGGUUUAAAAGUUACAUUAACAAGAAACAAAGGCAACUAUAAAAUAUCUGGACAUUCACAGAGUACUGGAAGUGAAAGUGAUGAAUGUGUACCAUUACUGGCACAGAAGAAGGUAUUAAAACCUGGUCUGAGCAAUAUUGUUACAGAUGAAGAACAUGAUGUAAUCAAGAAGUCUCCAGACGCUAGUGCCACAACUAGCAAUGUUGCAUUUGAAGAGCAAAAUUCAUUUACUGGUGAUCUUUCAGAUUCUGAUAACAGAAAGGUACCACCACUUACUAUAAAAAUUAAAGCUGGGGUGACCAAGCCUGUUCGACAGUUUGCCUUGAGACCCAAAGUAACAAGAUCUCCUAUUGAAAUAAUAGCUAUGAAGCAGCGGAAAAUUGAAGAAGAAUAUCAGCAAUAUGAAGCCUACAAACUGGCCAGAAGACAUGAGAAGCAAAUGAACAAACAAAAAUUGUUGCAUCAAGCAAAGGGAUCUGCAGAAACUAAAGCUCCAUCCCAGUCCCUUGUGCAUUCAUCAAAAAUUGACAAGUUACUGGCACACUGUAAGCCAUGUUAUGUUACAUUAGUGGAUUUUGUUAAACAAUUAAAAUUAGGCAAACCUCUCACUGAAAAUGACUCUACUAACACUAGUCUUGUAAGUCAGUUUGAUGAGCAAAGAACAAAAGGUAUUAAGCUAAAAAUUAAAAACAUCUCAAAGCAACCGAAAAUCGUAGGUAAACGUGGCCGACCUCCAAAACUAAAACCUAAACAGGUAGUUUCUGCACCACCAGUUGUAAGCCAACUAGCAUCGGAUAUCAGUGAUGAAAAUGAAAAACAUAUCAAUGAGUUAAAUGAGGAUGGGUUUGCUGGAAGUUUUGUGGAGUUCUUGAAGAAGACAACUGAUUCGAACAAAUUGCUUAAACCAUCAACAGUGCACAAGGAUUCUUCACAGGUGAUCACUCAACAGUCGUCACACACAAUUCUGAAAGGGGAUUCAAAGUAUCCUCUGUCAGAUAACAAAGAUGUCAUGAUGGAAAGUAAAAAUUUGGAAAACCAUAAUGUGUCUCCAACAAAGUAUUGCUGUAAGACCUGUGAUUUUACAACUUCUGUGAGACAAACAAUGGAGAUGCAUGUUUACCGACAUAUUCCAGGCAUUUCUUUCAAGUGUGGCUAUUGUGAGAGUGAUUUUGCAUCCAUGGCAAGUGCUUCUGCUCAUGCUAAGAAUGAGCAUGUGGGUGAAGAAUCAAAAAUAUUGAAAAGCAAAGAAGUAAUAGAAGCAGAUCAUUAUGUCAUUGCUGAAAGUAUGUCAAAUCAAGAAAAAGAUACAAGCCAGACAGCAGGUGGUCAGUCGACUGCAGAUGAAACAUCAGCUCCAGUUGUCAUCAAUGUUGUAGUUAAGGGAAAUGUAGCGUUAACAGCACCUGGUUAUUCUAUUCCUUCUAAGCGCUUCAUAUGCACACACUGUAGAUAUUCUACAAACGUGAAAGAUGACAUUAGUCAACAUGUGCAUGACAUUCAUGGAUCCGAUCAGGUUUAUAUUUGCACACUCUGCAGUGACAGUUUCUAUAGCUCUGAGCAGGAGGUAGUUGACCACUGUUCGUCAACCCAUCCUUCAAGACCUUGUCCUUACAGACAACUGCCAUCAUAUUAUGACAUGGAGCAGCUGAAAGAGGUGCAGAAAAUGAAGCAGGAUGACAGAGGAAACAUCUUUGAACGCAUGACCCAUCUGUUUCAGGCUUCCCCCAGCGUUGACGAGAACCAGCCUGAUGAAGUGGUACGAGAGCAGCACUAUCAUCGGGCUAGAGAAUUCUUGUACAUUCAGGAAGGGUGGAUGAGCAAGACGAGUGCCGAGGCAGACAGCACAACUAGAGAUAUGGAGAACGUGAUGGACACCGAGAACUUAAUGGACACAGGCGUGCAAAAGGAUGCUGAUGUUGAAGAGGAGCAUCAUUUGUCGUUGGAACAACCGACUGUGCCUAUUGCUGUACCAGGAACAGAUGAUGUAGAAAGUUUAAAAACUGUUGAUACUGCCGAAGAUCUGGUAUAUCAAGAACCGCAAAAUGCUGACGAUGACGAGUCAGGAAUUUCAGAACUAAAAAUUAUUGAAGUUGUCAGUCUCCGUGAUAAGCCAGACAUCAUUGAUGAAAAUAUGUCAGAGUCUCAUGUCGACACCACAGAACCUAUAUGCCAACAUACAGAGCAAAGUGUUUCUGAGGAUGUCGUCAAGGUAACAGAACCCACUUCCCAUAGACGAGAGUUCAGUAAGAGGCACAAGGCACGGUCAAGCAGUUCAGUAUCAAGUCGGUCUUCUAAUUUGCCAGAGAUUGAUGUUGAUGCAAUUGUACAGAGAAAUGAGAGGCUAACCUGCACAUAUAAGUGUCAGAAAUGUAACAUUCAUUCUCCGUACCUGUCUGCAAUGGUUGAACAUCUCAAAAAUCACCACACAGAUAUUGAGCUCUUUACAUGUCCUUACUGUAAAGGUAGCAGAGGCAAACGUCCACAGUUUUCUUCAGAAUUGAAUGUUCACGAGCAUGUAAAGAUGGUCCAUCCAACUAAUUUUGCCAAAAAUGAAGUUUCUUUGUCAGAUGCAGCAAAGGAAUUUGUUCAAGUCAUUGCAAUUCCAUCAGGUGCAGAAUGUAGCAAGGUUGGAAACACAUUUGUCAUUGAAAAGGACAUUUACAUGUGUUUAAGAUGCCAGGCUCACAUGCCAUCUCUGGAUUACACGUUUUCUCAUCUUGAGAGAGAGCAUACGGAAGUAUUUGUGUACGUUUGUCCAUACUGUAAAGUAUUCAAGGACAAGACUGAUGAUGUUGUGUUUAAGCACAUCUCAGUUGUCCACAAUCAAAAUGUUAUUGAUGAAUCACUGCCUUUAGCAAUUGAAGACAAUCUCUUCCUUAGAGUUCCUUCAAUUUCUAAAAGUGGAUCUUACAGUGAGCGUGCUCUGGGAUCUAAAAAGUCAAAUCAAAAAGCUAAUAAAGAUAAGCCAACUUCAGCAACUUUUGAAAAGGAGUCUCAAGUCAAAAAAGUAUCAACAGAAAUAUGUAGUGCUGCUGAAAAUGAAGUAAAUGAAAGUAGCAAACCUCUUCAACAAGAAGUCAAUGUGAGUGCAGGAUCGUCUUUUAGUCCAAUUGCCAAGCAACCAAAGAGACAUAACAAACACUUAAAUACUGACCGUGUAAAUCCAAGAAAGCAGGCUGAUCCAACACAUGCUCUGAUGAUGGAUUGUGAAAAUAUAGAUGAUUCAGUAGAUAGUGCUGAUGAUACUGAUGGCAUCUGUAAUGAGGGUGUUCAGGUUAUAUCAUCUGAUUCAAGCAUUUCAGUGUUCUCAUCGUCUGUCACCACCGUUCAAGAAUCCGUUUCCAGUAAUGCAGGUCUGUUAAAUUGUGUAGAAGGGAAAGGACCAGCGGAUGCAAUUUCUUCAUCUCUAUCCAGUUUGGAUGCUACACCAGAUCGGACACAUGGAACACCAUCACCUUCAAAUACAAUUAAAAAUACCCAUGUACCACUAAAUAGAGUUUCCUCUAUCAGUCAGUGUACACCUAGGCGUAAGUCAUCAAUUUAUUCCAUUGCCGAUAGACUGCAUAGGUUGCAUGCUCAGAAUAAAGCAGGUGAAAAGUCUGUUUCAAGUGGGGACUGUAAUAAUUCCAGCAGUCCAGCACCCAUUCCACGUGCAGUGUUAAAGGUGCCCUCUGUGCCUGGUAGAAACACGGUAUCUGUAGCCAAUCCUCAAAUAUCUAUAUCACAACCUUUGUCUACUAGUGGAAGUGUCACAUCCUCUGCUUUGUCAUCAUUAAGUGGAGUGCAGAGGAAUAAAUCUCUUUUAUUCAGUAAUUGUCCACUCGACUUGUCUGGUAAUCCUGUUACUCAGACUACAACUUCUGCGAUUCAACAGUCAACUACAACUGUGGCAUCACAGCCUCCAGUAAGUAGCGAUGAGGAACUAAGACCUGAAUCAUUUCAGAUAUUUAAUUUAAAACCAAAACGAAAGACUGAUUCUCCUCAAAUUCUCCCAGCAAGAACCAUUCCACAGCAAACAGUGUCUCCCCAAGCCCACGUACCAGCUGCCACUCUUUUAUCCAGUGCUCAGUCCGUUCCUUCACUACAAACUAUCCACCACGCCUAUCCAUUAGCUCAUCUGACACCCAUGCCUUUUCAGCAGCUGCCACUUCGGUUUGGGCUUGGUAUACAAAAUUUCAUUGCAACAGGUCAGCCAACACUUAUUACACUACGCCCGCCUCUAAUGGGACCAACAGUAGUACAAGAUCCAAUGAACUACCAAAGGAUGCCUGUCACUCAGCAGGCGCUUCAGGUGCAGCAGCAUCAAACUGUUAGAGUACCCAAGUCUCACACUACCAACUCGUUGCAGUCAUCUAGUGGACAUGGAACAUUGGGUGUAGAUGCAAAAAGUACCCAGCUUAACGCUAAGCAUCAAAGACCGCCCAGUAAUACUGCAACUGUGUCUCAACAACCAAAGUGUCAAUCUCCAGGAUUUGCUACCAAUACAGUACGCCAACAACUUUUACAACAAGCAGAUUUUUAUUGUCCUUACUGUAGUGAGUUCAGGCCUCUCCGAGAGUAUGAGGUAUUGCCGCACAUCCAGAGGAGUCAUCCAAGAAAAGAAGUGUUGUAUCUCAGGCGUGAUAAGAUAUAGUAUCCUGUCUGUUCAUGGCAUCAAGCUUAAUGUAUUUAUCAUAAUAAGGCAGACAUAGUUGAGCCAUCCUUUAUGAAAUAAUUCAUAGUACUUGGCACUAUACAACAAUAUUCCUAUUUACUAUGUUGUUGCAAAAAUAUGAAUACAUUCAUGCAAAUCCGUUGUAUACAUUGAAAUUGUUUGUAAUUUGCUAAGUAUUUUUAAAGAUAGAUUGUGUGGCACAACGGAACACUUGGCGGCAACAGUCUUAUUUUAAGCGAUAUUUGUGACCACGAGUUUUGCCUGAAGCGAUAUGGUGUAUUUUAGUAUGUAUGUAAUUUUACACUAGUUUUGAGAUCUAGCUGUGUCUGAUCUUGUAGGAUUGCAUUAUGCACGAAUCUGAAUGUAAGCAUGUCUUCUGUAUUUGGUAUUUUAACCCUAAUUUGUAAGCUGAAGAAGUAUUAUACAUAAUAUGCAAUAUUAUUUUAUGAUGACGUUCAAAUGUAAUUGAAGGAUAUUUGAAAAUAGGUUUCAUUGUUACAUUGUUUGUAAAUAAUUUUGUGGCGGGAUGGAUUGGAUUCAUUUUUAAAUUACUUAUCUUAGUUGCCUUUACUGGCAUAAAGCAUGUUGACCACUCAUUAUGAUGCAAUUAUAAUUCGAAUUUCCCCCCACUUUUGUUUGAUUAUUCUUCUUUUUUUCUUUGUGUUUCUUCGUUGUGGGGUGUUUAUAGUCUAGUAGACGAAAUAAGCUCUAUAUAGCCAUUUUGUUUUGUGACUUUAACAGUGGUUAAUACCGUUAUCUUAAGCUGUAUAUUACAUGCUCAAAAAUAAUAACUAAUUUGGUACCCGAGUGCACAAGCGAUAGUCAGGUUUGUGUUUGCAUUUGUCAACAAAUAAAUACGUUAUGAGAGUUACUGUGUAUUUUGCUUGUGCUCAAUCAAUAGUUCAAAACAAAAGCGUAUACAUCCUUACCAUGUGGUUUACAUGCUUUGGGCCAUACAAUCGUUUAACGGCACAUCUUUAACUUAAGUUUUUAGUUUUCGUGUAAAAUGUCAGGGAUAGACUAAUGAUGGCUAGUACACACAUUACCAGGAACCCAACAGUAGACUCAUAUAGGUAGUUGAAUUAAUUGAGAAAUAUUUGUUCAUGCUUGUAGUUGUAGCUUCUUGUUAGAAAUGUUACUCUAUCCACAUCAAUGUGCGCCUUUCGAGGCCCCUUUGUUUUCAGAAGCUGUUGAGGCAUGAACUAGCGUGCACUAUUAAGUGACAGUCCUACUGAUGUAGUUGGAGCGCAUGUCGUGGUUAAGAACAACUGUAAACAAAAAAAAACUGACAGUGAUACAGGAGUGCAUCCCCUUACGAUUUCCAACGCUUCUUUUGAAUCUUGUGUAGAUAUACGGUAUUGAAUAUGCUAAUGUGAGUGGUAUGUAUUUUACAGCUUCUUUUACACAUUUAAAAUUUUAUACUGUUUUUGGUGUGUUAACUUGUGAGUAGAUUAACGCAUAUUAUUGUAAAAUGUCUUGGGGGUGGUAGGGAUGGAAAGAACUUCUUUUUGAGAGUGAAAUACCUUCAAUCACAAGUGGCGACCUGUCGAUUAUUGGAGUACACAAACGAUGAACAAAAUGAGUGGUUGUCUAUAACGUAUAAAUUAUUUUUAAUGCAUUCUAGUGAAAGGAACAUAAACAGUAAAUGUGCAUGAUAAUGUGUGAAGCUGGGAUAGGCUAAAGUCUCUCAAAAUAAUUUAUCCAUGUCAUCUCGGUAAAUACCCAGUAGAUACAGAAUGUGUAAUUAUUCAAUAUUGGGAUAAAACGUAGGCGCCUUUUUGGCUGCAAUACAAUUCAGGUGGUGCUUAAUUAAUUUCCAGGAAUAUAUCUUUUACUAUAAACGGAGCCGCCAGAAGAAUGUGUGUACAUAUGUGUAUUUAGAUCCAUUUAUUAACUGUACAAGUAUGGUGGACUUAAAAUAUCGAUUGUAUGCUAGUCUUUUGUGCUAGUCUUUUGUGUAUUUCGAGCAUUGUGUUUGUCGAGCAUUAGUGUAUUCUCAUUUACUCGAAAACCGUACUACGUAUAAGUAUAAUGCGCAUGCUCAGUGAUGUCAUACGAACUUAUUACCAACAGUAAUGUUUUCGUUUUUCACUUUAAUAAUAAAAUAUAUAAAACAUU
Messenger RNA from Gigantopelta aegis, 10467 nucleotides. RefSeq lists its product as uncharacterized. The transcript has 3 exons. Lineage: Eukaryota; Metazoa; Mollusca; Gastropoda; Neomphalida; Peltospiridae. Gene Ontology annotation, cellular component: nucleus. Gene Ontology annotation, biological process: regulation of gene expression. Gene Ontology annotation, molecular function: DNA binding. The record is from RefSeq and is a predicted model, not a curated record. Bases 313 to 8328 code for a protein of 2671 amino acids.